Carya illinoinensis is the source of this 2582-nucleotide messenger RNA. RefSeq names its product heavy metal-associated isoprenylated plant protein 33. The coding region runs from base 684 to 2123 and encodes 479 amino acids. The transcript is spliced from 3 exons. NCBI's taxonomy places the organism in Eukaryota, Viridiplantae, Streptophyta, Magnoliopsida, Fagales, Juglandaceae. Gene Ontology annotation, molecular function: metal ion binding. The record is from RefSeq and is a predicted model, not a curated record.
AACUCUCACCCAUGACACCAUUUAUUCCCCUUUAUUUAAAAAAUUAAAAAAAAAAUUCUGAACCUUUUUACCUCUCCACCUCCGCAACCCCACCAAUGGUGAAGCCAAGCCAGUAGCCACACUCACUGACAGUUAGAGGAGCUUCAAGCCAACAAGCCAAAUGUACCCACUCUGGCUUUAUGUUCAAGUUUUUUUUUUUUUUUUGAAAGUUUCUAACACCAAAUACAAGCUCUAAAUGUUGUAGAAUACCAAAUUUAUAAAGUACCUAAACGAAGUGUUUUAAGCCACCACCGUCUCUCUGCCAUUUUCAUUUGCCCAUUUUGCUUACCUCUCUCUCUCUCAGCCCCUGAAAUAGAGGACGCAGAGUCACUACAGAGAAGUUUAAUGUCCCCCCACCGGCUCUAAACAUCUCUCUCUCUCUCUCCAUCGCUCUUUUUUCAAGACCGAACCUUAUUGUAGGGUCAUCGACUGCCUCUGCUCAGAGACUCAGAACCAUUUGUUUGCUCCCAACGUCUCCGUGUUUUGCUUGGAAACACCCAAACGAAAGAACAGAGCAGAAAUCUUUUGUAGUGCUCUUGUAAUUCACUACCUACGUUUUAGCUGCCUCUGUUUCCCAGAUCUGCUAGCAACACGCUCUGUCUCCAUUCUUGUACCCUUCUGUUUGUACCAUUUGAGUUGAAGCUAUGAGUAAAGAAGAUUUUUUGAAGAUCCAGAAAUCUGUCCUCAAAGUGAACAUCCACUGUGAUGGAUGUAAGCAGAAAGUGAAGAAGAUCUUGCAAAAAAUUGAUGGCGUUUACACCACAGAAAUAGAUGCGGAGCACGGGAAGGUGACAGUCACUGGAAAUGUAGACCCAGCCGUGCUCAUCAAGAAGCUUGUGAAGUCAGGAAAACAUGCAGAGCUCUGGGGUGCUCCAAAGGCCAACAACAAAGGUCAGAAGGGUGGUAACAACCAGCCCAAAGGUGGACAACCGAACCCACAGCAGCAGCAGCAGCUGCAACAUCUGCAGCAACAGCAACAUCUGCAGCAACAGCAACAUCUGCAGCAACAGCAACAUCUGCAGCAACUGCAACAGCUCCAGCAGCUGCAGCAACAACUUCAGCAGAUGAAAGAGUUACAAGGUCUGAAGCUGCCCCAAUUCAAGGACAUGAAAAUGCCCAAGGACCAGAACGCAAACCAAAAGGCAGUGAGGUUCGACUUGCCAGACGAUGAUGACGAGUAUGAUGAUGAAUUUGAUGAAUAUGAUGAUGAUGAUGUUUAUGAUGAUGACGAAUUUGAGGAUGAAAUGGACGAUCCACACCAUCCCCUUAAUAAGAUGAAUGCUAUGAUGAACAGAAAUAACCCACAGCUCAUGAAUGCCCAGAAGGGAGGAAAUGGUGGUGGUGGUGGUGGCAGUAAUGGCAAAAAAGGUGGUGGUGGAGCUUUGCCUGUUCAGAUAAAUGGUGGAAACAAUGAUGGCAAACAUGGAAAUGGAGGAAAGAAGGGCGGUGGCGGUGGAGGUAACAAUCAAAAUCAAGGCGGUGGGGGUGGUAAAAAUGGGGGUAAAAAUGGAGGUGGCGUACCCUCGGAUGCUAAAAAUCCAGACGGUGGUGGGGCAGGUAACAAGAGUGGCCACAAUGGUGCUAAUGGAAACAACAGUAAUGUCAAUGGGGGCAAAAAGAAUGAUGGGGUUCAUCCCAUGAACCCUCAUGGGAUGCACAUGGGUGGCCCUCAUGGUUUGGUCGGAGGAAACGCGGGUCAUAUGGGCGGCAUGAACAUGCCAUUGGGCCAAAUGGGCAACAUGCCGAUGGGCCAAAUGGGUAACAUCCCGGCCGUUCAAGGCCUUCCGGCGACCGCCAUGAACGGCGGUGGAGGCGGGUAUUUCCAGGGGGCUGGACCUGAGGCGAUGCCUGGCAACCCAUACCACCACCAGCAAUACCUGGCGGCAAUGUUGCAGCAUCAGCAACAACAACAGCGCGCCGCAAUGGCGAACGAAAGGUUCCAACACAUGAUGUAUGCCAGGCCCCCUCCGGCGGUCAAUUAUAUGCCUCCAUACAACCCCUACCCGCCUCCACCCGAUCCAUACGCCCACGCUUUUAGUGAUGCUUUUAGUGAUGAGAACACAUCGGGUUGUAAUGUCAUGUGAAUCUGGCCGUAGAUGUUGCUGCUGUGGGUUAAUUUGCUCAGGUUUCUGACGGUGGGUGGCAAUGGCGAAUCAGAUGAUAGUUUGCGAGCAGUGCAAGUUCUUUAUGCCUAAUAUUAUAUACUUGGAAAUGGGUUUCUUCGAUUUUUAGUUUAAUAUCUCCAUUUCUAUUUUACCCCCUUUAAUUUCCUUCAAUCCCAAGUUGAAUUCGGGCUCUAUCUAAUCAUCAUAGGGAGUAUUUAUAGAUAGAUCAUAUAUGUUAUAUAUUAAAAGCUUUUAGGGGCAGAAGAAUGAAAUUUAAGCUUGGGGGGAUGGUGGUGCAUCUUGUGAGUUUUGGGCUUUUCUUUUAUGGGAAUGUUUAUAUGUGUUUAUAUUUUGCAAACAAAAAUAAGAUCGAAAAAAAGUAGAGAAGAAUGGCAGCAACAGAAAAAGCCAAUCUCUCUCCCCGUUUCUUCCCCCAAA